GGCGGAUGGAGGAGGUGUAGAAGGUCUACUUACGUCCGUGCUACUUCGAAGUAGUAGGUGAAGGUGCAGCAGGGCUGUGUUGGAUUUCGUGGGGAAGAAGGUUUAUGCUUGUGGAGUUGUGGAACGGAACUGCAGCACUUUUCGAAGGUGGCUGUUGGUGGCCUGCUAGACCCAAAAAGGGACCGAGAUGGAAGAAGAAGGGAAUGGGAAGCAUGGAACGAGGAUAUAUAAUGGUGGAAUCCUUCGAGUUUGUUGAUCCUGCCAUGCACAUCAUCAUUGGAUUCCAGAAAUCGGUUUCUGUUUUGUUUCUGGAAUCGCUAGGGCCGUUUUCCGUUUUCCCACCAACAGGACGGUUAUUGAUACGGUGGUACUCGAGUACGUACUUAGUUACUCUUUCGUCACCGAUUCGGCUAUAUGAACCCUAAUACGAUACUUAUACACUCUCAUUGCCAGCAUCUCAUAAUAUCUUUUAUUUCUUGCCGGUCGGAAUUUAGAUAUCUCGACUUUCGAGUGACUGGCUCUCGUUCGAUCUGGAUAGGUUGAUGCAGGACUGGAACCUGUCCAACAGCAACAGCGACGAUAAAAAGGACGACAUUUUGGUUUCGGCAACUAUUCGCGGCUUCUUGAUCCUCCUCGUGCCGAAGGAAUCGUUCUGUGCUACCUGGCUUUAAACGAAGCCUCAGCACAUAUACUUAGCAACAGUACUCCGGACCUACACUUACACCUUACCAACACCUGCACAACACAUUUCCAGCUCCUCGGCUUCGGUUUGGUGGAAGAGGGAAAUUGUCUGAAGCAAGGUAAGUUUUUUUCAUCCCUUUUUUGGUUGUAAUUCAUCCUUGUCAAAAAUAGGUUGGGAUUGGUUUGUAAAUCCUUCCCCUUCCGUCGAGUGCAAUUGGAAGUCCAGGGCUGGCGCCGGCAUCCCACAGGCGGCUUCUGAUCGCCCACCAAAGCUGCCGCUGCCAUGCCGCUACUGUACCUUUACCUUCCAGACCACCCCAUCCCAUCUCUACGCAUCUGCAACACAAGCUUAUAGUUGUACUCUGCUCUGGCUUUAUUCAGCAGAGGAACACCUUGUGUUACGUGUGAUUGACUUGUGUUGCUGUUGCUGUUGCCGUUGUCAUCCAUUUCGGUCGCAUUCCAUUUUUGCCUCCGCGCCCUGCUUCUCUGUUGCUUCCUCUUCCUCCUCCUCCUCCUCCUCCUCCUCCUCCUCCAUCAUGACCUUGGCCGAUUCUUCCUCUGCUCUCGUGCUCGAAUUGUCACCAGCUUCUUCACAACUCCACAACUGAUCUGUCGACAGCUUCACUCACUACACCUCUGACAGCUUCCCCAGACCAUCUAGCACCCCGUGGCGCCCUCACUACCCCGCAUGGUCAGUAUCAGUGUCAGUGUGAGUGUCAGUCUCCGACAGCCCUUAAAAAUGCCGGACACAAAUACGAACAGCGAUCAAUCCAAACCAAAAUCGAAAAGGGCAAGCAGGCCCAAGGUCAAGACGGGUUGCACCAAUUGCAAGUAAGUGGUCAUGAGCACUUGGUCCGAACUCCACGAUACCUCCCGCUUCCCGUCCCGAUGCCGCCAUUUAAAGUUUGAUAGCCACUAACCCAAGCGUAUUGCAGAAACCGUAGAGUUAAAUGUGACGAGACGCGACCACAAUGUACGAAAUGCGUGAGGUCGGGAAGGAAAUGCGACGGAUUUCCAGCUGUGAACAAACGACCGGGCGAGGUUGCGCUAAUUGCUCCACGCCCUGAUUCUUCCUCAAUAUCUCCCCCAUCACAUUCCAUUACCUCUUUCGCAAACCCUCCAGACUUGCGAUCUAUUAUUCGACGACCUACACGCACACUCCCUCAGCAAAAUUCCAGACUCACUCCUCCCACCACGCCUGUGGUUCGAUUUAUACCUCAAAAUUAUAUGACCGACUUUCUCCCUUUCGAUUCGCAAGAAGGUCAAUACUUUCAAGUCUUUAGAACACAUACAGCCAACGAAUUGUCAGGUUUCUUUGAUUCGGACUUUUGGACAAGAAGUGUGCUGCAAGAAAGUCAUGCAGAAGCUUCCAUUCGCCAUGCUGUGGUAGCACUAGGUGCUCUUUAUAAAACCUUGGAAAAAGCAUCGGAAUCGCCACCGGGAUCCCCAGAUAAUAAUAAUACAUUUGACACAGCUCCAAACCAUUAUAGAUUCGCCUUGCAACAAUACGCACAAUCCGUUACAAGAUUACGAGAAUCUAUGACGAACAAUGAAACAAAUUCACAACGAACUAUACUAAUAUCCGUGGUACUUUUCACUUGUUUUGAAUCAUUUACGGGAAACCAUACUUCCGCCAUUACCCAAAUCCAGCAUGGACUCGGUCUACUGGAAGAGCGACGGCAGGAUAGACGACAACCACUGGUGAGACAGCGGAAUGAUGUUGUCGAAGACGAAUUGGUUCAGAUGUUUACUCGCCUAGCGAUUCAGGCCAAAUCUUAUGAUAUGGCUUUUCACUUUCCACACCCCUGGGUCAUUCGCUUAACACCAGCCACCAAUCCGACCACUCCACAGUCACCUACUUCUCCUUCUGACGCUGGUUCUCAUGAUGGUUCUUUUGAUACCAUCAUCCCGGGCACUUUUAGGACUCUGCAAGAAGCACGGACGGCUUUAGAUUCGCUCGUUGCACGGGGUAUGCGCUUUUUGGAGGCCAUGUCAUUAUUUUAUCACGGUCCCAAUGGUAUCCUCCCCCAGGAAGUCAAAUCACAGGGAGGUGGAUUUCGUACACAACUAGCGAAUUGGGCUAGUGCUUUUGAACAGCUGCUUGCGGGCCGUCGUGGACCGAACUUUUCAAAUACAGAGCGUGCGGGAAUACUUGUUCUCAAAAUGACGCAUCUUAUGAGUUCGAUAUUAUUUCUGAUGGGAUUCAGCACAUCGGAAAUGGAUUUCGAUCAUUAUGCCCCUUAUUUUAAGGACAUUGUUGAGCUGGGGAAAGAGGUAGUUGUGGAUGAGGAAUUGACACUUGCGCAACAAAGGUGUGAAAGUCCGUCGAGUUGCAAACAUCGUCAACCGCAUACGAAUAGUUUUCACUUUCCUGGGAUUACCUCGCAACAACCAGGUCUUUUCCAAGACGAGGAUUCGUAUACACAUAUCAAAGCAUCAUUCGCCCUAGAUUUAGGCAUCGUCCCACCAUUAUUUGUCGUUGCUACUAAAUGUCGCGACCGGAAAAUACGACGAGAGGCCAUCAAAUUAUUAAAAAACAGUCCCAGGAGAGAAGGAAUGUGGGAUAGUAUACUCUGUGGUAGAGUCGCGCAAUGGAUCAUGGAGAUUGAAGAGGAGGGAAUGGGCGAGUAUCUGGGAUAUGGUUUGGGGAGUAUGGACGAAGCCGUGGUGGAGUUUGAUAGGAGGGUUAUGGUUAAGGAGAUUACUUUUGAUAUGCAGAAGAGAGAGGCGACAUUGAGGUGUGGAACGAGGGGGGCAAGGGAUGGAGAUUACGAUCCGAGGGCCAAUGAGACGCACAUUUGGUGGUGAGGAACCCGACUCAUCGGCUGUUUGAAGUGGGUAUGGGACUGGCCAGUUUCGAUACUGUUGCCAUAGCAGAGAGUUGUCGUGCUGCGAAAAGCAUGACACGGCGUCUGUCAACCUCCUUGCUGAGCGAGGCGGUCAGCUUGUUAUCGUAUCCCUCGAUAAUAAAUGCCCAUUUCUCGAUGCCCAUUCGAAAAAUACCAAGAGACUCGCUACGAGUGUACGAUAUAAAAGCUGUAUAUACCCAACUCGCCUGGGUGCGACCACAGGAGAAGCCGAGAAGUUCUCCCAUAACACGAGGAAGCGAUGGGCAGGGGCGCAUCGGCGAAGGAUCUUGGCGUCUUUCAGCAUUUUAACUCAUUCCUUCUGUUCUUUGUAGUAUCUAGCCUAUUUGAUGUAGUGUUUUAUCUUCUGUCAUAUAUCUAGUAUUAUUCUUAUACUUGUGUUUAUAUAGUUUUGUAAGCAUCAUUAGUUAGCCUCGGAGUAUACAAG
Hymenoscyphus albidus is the source of this 3975-nucleotide messenger RNA. The record is from the annotation of a GenBank genome assembly. NCBI's taxonomy places the organism in Eukaryota, Fungi, Ascomycota, Leotiomycetes, Helotiales, Helotiaceae.